AUGGAAGCAAAUCAGAUAUCUGGAAGCAUACCCACUGAAAUAGGGAAGCUUGUCAACUUACAGACUUUAACUUUGGGGCUGAAUCAACUCCAUGGUAGCAUUCCUGAUUCCAUUGGAAAUCUUGAAAAGCUAAAUGUUAUGUAUCUCGCGGGAAACAAAUUAUCAGGGCAUAUUCCAUCUUCUUUGGGGAAUUUAACAUCCAUUGCCUAUCUCUACUUGGGGGUAAAUAACUUACAAGGUAGCAUCCCAUCUAGUCUAGACAAUUGCCAGAAUUUACUAUUAUUGGGUCUUUCUCAAAAUAACCUCAGUGGUUACAUACCCACAGAAAUUUUUGGCCUUUCUAGCUUAUCAAUAUUUCUUGAUCUAUCCUACAACUUUUUAAUUGGUUCCCUUCAAUUAGAACAAGGAGAUUUGGGAAAUUUAGUCUCAUUGGAUAUUUCCCACAACAUGCUAUCCGGUGAGAUUCCGAGCAGUCUUGGCCGUUGCAUAAGCUUGAGAGCGCUCUACAUUGAUGGUAACUCGUUUCAAGGGACCAUUCCUCCAUCUUUAAGUUCUUUGAGAAGUGUUGAAGUGUUAGAUUUUUCUCGCAACAAUUUGACCGGGCAAAUUCCAGAAUAUUUGGAGAAUCUUAUAUUUUUACAAAAUCUAAACCUAUCUUUCAAUGAUUUUGAGGGUGAGGUACCACUAGGAGGAGUUUUCCAAAAUGCAACUGCAGUUUCAGUUGUCGGAAAUAGUGAGUUGUGUGGGGGUGUUCCGGAAUUGCAGCUGCCUAAAUGCAGCAUCAAAGAAGCAUCGAAAAAACAUGGAAUCUCUUUUGCUGUAAAAUUAGCAGCACCCAUAUCUAGUGGGAUCUUGGUGCUAAUUUUGGUGUUGUUUUCUGUUUUUAUUUACAAAUGGAGACAGAGAAAGUUCAGCUCCGUGUAUAAAGGAAUUCUCGACGAAACUGAAACGGUUGUUGCUGUGAAGGUUUUAACUUCUUGUUCUAGCAUUGAUUUUCAAGGAAAUGACUUCAAGGCUUUGGUUUAUGCAUACAUGGAUAAUGGGAGUUUGGAUAGUUGGUUGCAUGAGAAUCCUAUGUUAGGGACAGAAAAUGAGAAGCCGCGUAGGCGGCUAAACCUACUGCAGAGAUUAAAUAUCGCCAUUGAUGUAGCUUGUGCCCUUGAUUAUCUUCAUUAUCAUUGUGGAACACCAUUGGUGCAUUGUGAUCUCAAGCCAAGUAAUGUGUUGUUGGAUAGUGACUUGCUUGCUCAUGUAGGUGAUUUUGGAUUAGCAAAGUUUCUUGCAGAGGCCACACCAACAUUUUCUUCAAACCAGGCCAACUCCAUAGGAAUAAUUGGGACCAUUGGUUAUGUUGUUCCAGAGUAUGUCAAGGGUUCUAGAGUGUCAACAUAUGGAGAUGUGUACAGUUAUGGAAUCCUCAUGUUGGAGAUAUUCAUUGGAAAAAGAACCACUAAUGACAUGUUUAAUGAUGGUUUGAACCUUCACAACUUUGCUAAGAUGGCUAUACCAGAACGGGUUAUAGAGAUUUCUGAUCUUGCUAUUUUCUGUAAUGAAGACGAGGAGAUAAUUAAAAGCUUUCAUACUGCAAAACAUGAGCAAAUUAAGGAGUGCCUCAUUUCAAUUUUUAAGGUUGGAAUUGCUUGUUCCAUGGAAUUGCCAUCAGAUAGAAUGAGCAUUGGUGAUGCAAUUACUGAACUGCAUUUGAUCAAAGUGGAUCUCCUUAGACAUAGGAUACAACAACAAGAAGGUGCAAAUGUGCACUAG
This is a messenger RNA of Ilex paraguariensis (yerba mate), 1764 nucleotides long. The record is from the annotation of a GenBank genome assembly. Lineage: Eukaryota; Viridiplantae; Streptophyta; Magnoliopsida; Aquifoliales; Aquifoliaceae.